Messenger RNA from Pseudo-nitzschia multistriata, 2865 nucleotides. The record is from the annotation of a GenBank genome assembly. NCBI's taxonomy places the organism in Eukaryota, Bacillariophyta, Bacillariophyceae, Bacillariales, Bacillariaceae.
CAUGGUCAAAAUCUGAAUCCACGAAAACAAUUUUAAACGAGUACUAAAACACAUCAUCAGGUAUUUUGUUCUUGUUUUUGUUCUUUAGACAACCUUCGAAUUGUAAGAUAAAAAAAAACAUGGAAUCGGCAAGUCGCGAGGAAGACGGAGUAUGGAUCGUAGUUGAAGAUCAGGACCUCGAACUCGAUGGUAUGACUCUAGUCGCAGAUAGGGAAUCUGGAGAUAUCGUAGGCUUGUCAUCCCGGAGCUGUAGUAACGAACAAAAACGGAGCUCGAUGCCUUCAUUGAAGGACCACCCAAACUUGAAAGUAGUUGAUUUGCACAACUAUCGGUACAUGAGACACCUUCAUGAAUCCGUCUGUGAAUUGCCAGAUUUACGAAGGCUAACGUUAACGAGAUGUGACCUCCUACAGAAAUUACCUGCUUCUAUCGGGAGACUGGAUCAGUUAAUAGAGGUUAGUCAGUUUCCCAUUCAUUUUCUCGAUUGAAUAGGACCCGUGCAUCAGUUUUCUAAUUCAUCGCUCCAUAUGAAAUGCGCUUUAUUCUGUAGCUUGAUCUCUUUGACUCUUUUCAGUUGGCGGAGCUUCCCGAAGAAAUUUCUGGAUGCCGAAGGUAGGUCCAUUCUUCCGUGUGCAUCACGAAUGGAAAUUUCGAAGUGUUCUGCAACGCUCCUAGUAAUCGAUUACUUACAACGGUGUGCUUGAUUCGGGAUUCAUCAUCUUCACAUGCGUACGUACGUAUUUCUGAUUCUAAGUUUGAAGCGAUUGCGGCUCGGGGGAUCGCCAGGUGUUGCCAACAAGAGCCUUCAGCGGCUCCCAGAAUCUUUAGGGAAUCUUUUUUGUCUCGAGGAUCUGCAGCUUGAUAAAUGCAAGCGUUUAAAGACUCUCCCUUCCUCACUAGGAGGUCUCAGCAACUUGCUUAGAUUAUCUCUCAGGGAAUGCAAAGAGCUAAAGUUUCUGCCUCCCACAAUUGUCAGAUGUACAAAACUAGUAGAACUCAACCUUCUCAAGUGCAUUUCGUUAAAGGCGCUGCCACCAGAUAUUGGCGGACUGAGGCAUCUUGAAGAUCUCAACAUGAUGAAAUGCAAAGCCAUGAAACAAAUUCCUCCUAGCAUUGGGGCUUGUGAGUACUUGUCCUUUCUUGAUUUGAGAAAUUGCAAGAGUCUUACGGAACUUCCGGAUGAGCUUGGAAGUCUUAGUCGAUUACGAAUAUUGUAUUUAAGUGGCUGUACCGGUCUUUUGGAAAUACCAGAUCUGAUAGGAGACUUACCGAGGUUAGAAAAACUCGAAUUUGACUCAUGUACUUCGUUGGAGUCGAUUCCAGCAUCGUGCUCUAGGUUUCUGGAGGAAGAUAGAGCAGUAUAGGUAAUAUGACACCGGUGGAAACCUCACGAUAGGAGAAAACAUCGUGACACUUAGUUUACAUAUUGGAUAAGAUCUCCGAAUAAGCAACAAAUGAAAAUUGCCAUAAUAACCUUAUUAUUCAUCUGAAACCUUAUAUUGAUUUAUUUCUGAUUGUCAGAACCUUGAUAGAAGCACGUGACAGUGCCGAGUUACUGUAAAGUCAGUAAAGAAAGCACGUCAAGCUUCACAUAUUUCGAACUCUUUUCCUUUCAGAUUGAUCUCGUCCUUCUUGCUACCUUCAAUAUCGUUGGGGCAUUCGCCAGAGCAGCCGCUAUCAGAUGGUUCUCUGGUAUCUUCGUGGAUAGACAAGUUCUCAUUUGCGCCAUCUUCCUUUAUUUCUUCUAUAGUAUUUUCUAUAUCGGCCGAUCGACUGGCUGCGGCUUCGUCGCUUAACUCACUUGAUGGCUUCAUGCACAUUUUGUAUUUGAAAUAGUGCAGAGCCAGGCUAAAUGCCAUCCAAAUCCAGAAGCAGCACACUUGCAGCACGGUCCUUGUAUCGCUGUAACCAAAGGGUUUGAAAAUGGUCAUCGGAAGACGGUCUAUUGACCAGAAGUCACCAUGAAGUUCGUAAACGGUUUUGGUCUUCCCAUAAACCUUUUCGAAAUUGGUACAUCCGCCAGUGAAGAGCCCUGUAGAGAGCAAAAGAAACAGACCUACUGUAAAUAUUGUCAACGCCUUCGUGCUUUUGAAGUAAUGGUUUGCAUAGUAAAUGGAUACGCAAAUGAUUCCACCCACCAGAACACCGACUACAGCACUCAGAGGAAUAGCAAGUAUACCCUCUCCGGUUAGAAAGGAUGGGAUUAGAAAGACCCCACAUUCGGCGACCUCGCGCCAAAUGUUCCAAGCCACAUUGAAUCGAAUGGAUCGUAGCGACAUGCCCUGCGAGUCCAUUGUUUCGUCAAGCGGUUCAUUGUUCUUGAUUUUCUUCAACUGAGCUUUGCUGUAGUAGAGACCGAAGAAUUUUGGCAUUUUCAGGGACAGCUGAAGAAGACAGAUUGCCGCCACGAUCUUGCUGACCCCUUCGAUUAUCUUGGCCGUGCUGGGUUCAAAAUCUAAGGACAGUAUAGCAAGUGGAAUAGCGAUGGCCGCACAGACGAUAAUCGCAACAAGUGCAGCCAAAAGAGCCGACACGGACACCGCUCUGAGGGCUACUUGCUGCGUGAUAGCCGAGUUUUCCCAAUUCGACCGCAUGAUCACCGUCCGAUAUUCACCAAUAAUGAUCCCGCCCUCAAGAGUUUCUCUCGCAAAGAUGGUGAUCACAGCAAAAUCGAGUAAUGCUUGUGACGACACCAUAUUUAUAUUUUAUACGCGAUACUUUGCUAAUGUUGCAGCUGUUGGUAUCCUACUGUUUUAAUUUCAGCUUUGGAUUUGCUCCCCCACGAUGUUUUUAGUCUUAACGGUAUCGAAGUAGACCUGAUACAGCCGGUCUCGCUGGAUUAGUCCUAUCGAUAUAGCACUUGAG